UAAGGAUCAAAACGAGAUGGGGCAAUGGCCUUUGAGCUCAGUCUUGCGAAAGAUCAUCCUUAUAACGGGCUCCUAGCCCAACUGGCCAGACUCGUUCAUAUCCAUCUUGAUGCGGCAUCUGAAGUGCUAAUUAGCAACAUACGAGCUUCCUCAUGCUUGCUAUCUAGGAAAUGUCGCGCCGAAAAUCAGCAAAUUUAUGGUACAGGGCUGCUGAGCCAGAGCAGCAUCAAGAUCCAGUGGAGUCCAUAUAAGACGACGGGCUAUUGCCAUAGCCGUGUUCCCCAUCAUCGCACAUCACAGCAGGUUCAAGGCUCCCCGAUAACUACCUCUCCAUCUUACUCUUAG
This is a messenger RNA of Puccinia graminis f. sp. tritici CRL 75-36-700-3, 345 nucleotides long. RefSeq lists its product as uncharacterized. NCBI's taxonomy places the organism in Eukaryota, Fungi, Basidiomycota, Pucciniomycetes, Pucciniales, Pucciniaceae. The transcript has 2 exons. The coding region runs from base 25 to 345 and encodes 106 amino acids. The record is from RefSeq and is a predicted model, not a curated record.